AUGAUUUUUUUAAUAUUUUGCUUGACUUUUUAAGUAAUCGCAAAUUUUAGUUUAGAAUUAGGCUAAACAUAUAAUGAGUAUCUAAUAUAAUCAUAAUUUAGUGCUAUAAUACCUUGGCAAGGAGAUAAAAAUUAUAAAUAUUAUCAAAUUGAUAUAGAAAAAGCUCUUUAAAAUAGAGAUUUAAUAAUAGUUGUUAAAUAACAAUCUACUUUAGGAAAUCCUGAUAUUUAUAUUUCUUCUAAGGAGCAAAAGCCAAAUAAAACAAAUUAUGAGAUUCAAUGUAAUUCAUAAGGAAUGGGUAGUUUAAUUUAUAAAUGGUUUUAGAUAUUUGUGUAAUUGAAUAGCCAGAGAAGAAGACUUAUUAUUUAGCAGUAUAUUGUGAGGAUUAUUGUCGAUAUAAUUUAAAAGCGGUUUAUCAAGAGGAAUUAAUGAUGACAAAUUGUAAGUAUCAUAAUAUAUAUGAAAUAGCUGAUGAUUUAGAGUUUAAGUUUAAUAGUUCAAGUUGGACAGAAAUAAUUAGAAUAAAAAUAAAUUAAUUAAAUUUGAAUCCUAUAAAACAGGAUUAGAAUUUAGAAGUAUAAGUGUAAGUAAAGAAUAUUGAGAUUUUGUAAGAGUCUUUUUAAUCAUUUAUGAAUUUUGGAAUGGAAAAGCCAACACAAUAAAAACAUCAAUAUAAAGGAUAAGAUACAUUUUCUGGAAUUUAAAAGUUUAAGAUAAAUAGAAUAAUGGCAAAUUAAACUUAUACACUUUUAGUAGAAGCAUAAUAAGGAGCAAUUGUGUAGAUAAAAACAAGAACUUAUGGAUAGAAAAGGUUUAUUAAUGUAGGAGAUUCAAUAGAAGAAGUAUUAUAAGAAAAUGAAUUUGGAUUCUAUGUAUUAAAUAUUACAUCAGAUUAAGAAUAAUUUUAAUUAGGGAAAUUGAUUUUAAAUAUUUAAUUGAUAUCUUUUAAAGGUUAUACUGAAUUAUAUGUUAAUAUGGAUGAGAAUCCAAAAUCUUUAGAAGAUUAUCAUUGGAAAUUAAAAGAUGGAUCAACAGAUGAUUUAAUAAUUACAAAUGAAGAUUUGAAUCGUUUAAAAGCUAAAGGAUUUUAUGCAUUUAUAGUAAUAUAAGCAAAAGAAUCAAAUGCUACAUUUGAAUUAAAAACUUAGAUGUUGAAUCCAGAUUUAAUGGUAAUGGAAUUGAAUAAACCAGCAAUUAGUUAGAUGAGUAAGUUGAAGUUUCAUCAAUAUAAAUUCUUUAUAAAAAGCAAUAAAAGAUAAAGUGUUAGUGUUAGUCUUAGAAAUAUAAAAGGAGAUGCAGAUAUAAUACUAAAAUCAUGUUAAGAUUUUUGGUCUUGUAAAUUUAAUUAAGAAGAAUAUAAUAAUAUAAAUGCUAUAGAUUUAAAAAAUAAUAGUAGUGAAUAGUAAUAUUUAUAUUCUUUAAAGUAUUAAUGAAAUAAUAUUUAAUAGUCCUGGAAAUGAUAUAAUAAUAUUUGAUUAUUUACCAUAAAAUUGUAAAGAAUAUAAGAAUGUUCAUAUGUGUUUCUAUACUAUAAUGAUUAUUCCUGGAUAAAAUAAUAUUGAAGAUGAAUUAACAUACUCUAUUUUAAUAACAACAAAGCAAGAUUCAAUUAUAUUGAAAGAAAAUGCACCAAUUAAAUAAUUUGUAUUUCAUGAAUUCUAUAAUUACUAUAAAUUUAUAGUGAAUGAUAAUGAUCAUAUAAAAAGACUUUUUAUCUAAUUAACUCCUAUUUAAGGUUAACCAAAGAUAUUUUCAUCUAAGAGUGAAAUAUAUCCUUCAAAAGAACAAAAUGAUAAUCAAGGUGUUCAUAAUUUAAUUACUUAUGGAGAUAAAGACAAUAAAGAAUCAAUUAAUGGAAGUAUUUAUAUUGGAGUUUAUGGUGAAACAGCUAGUUAAUAUAUUAUUACUGCAAUUAUAUUCAGAAAAUAAGAUGAUUGGGGAACAAUUGGAAAAUAUGCACAUUAAUAUAUUUAACUUAUAGAAGGUUAGCCACAAGAAAUUACAACUAAUUAUUCAUAGGAUAUUUAAUUAUUCAAAAUUGAUUUAACUGGAUAUAAUGAUAAAGAAACAGUUAAAGUGUAUAUGAGAGUUAAUUCAGGCUAAUUUUGGAUGUUUGGAUUUGAUCAUCCAGAAGUUGAUAUAAAUAAAGCAUUUUUAAAAGGAUAAAAUAAAUUAGUACUUUAAUUAUCAAACUCAUAAAAACUUCCAUAAUAUUUGUUUGUUAGAGUUCAAACUAAUUCUUCCACUUCAUAUCCUCCAUAUUCAUAUUCAAUAAAUUAUAGAGUUAAUUCAUAACCUAUUGAAUUGGUUAUAGGAGAUAAUUAUUAAGGUUUUAUUGAAAGUUCUGAGAAACUACCUUUUUUUGUCAAUAUUUAUAAAGAAGAAGAUAUUUAUAUCUUUCUCCAUGUUGAAAAUACUGAUCAAUCUAUUUUAUCAGCUACUAUUUUUGUUUAAGAUGAUAUUAUUAAUAUGAAUUCAUAAAGUAAGAUAAUUACUGCUAAUUAACUUAAAUAUAAAAAAUGUAAAAAGACUGAAGAAAUAGUUUCAUGUUAAAUUACUAUUCUUAUAGAAUCUAAUUAAGAUUCUCACUUUUCGUUAUUGAUUUCAAAACCCUCAUCAAUCAUAAAACUUUAUAAUGAAGAAUCAAUUACAAAAACAAUAACAAAUGAUUAUGAUUAUUUUACAUUUUUAUUAACUGAAGAAACAGAGAUAGCAAUAUAUUCUCCUACAGCUAAUAUUAGAAUCUUGGCCAAUAUUAUAUAAAUAGAUUCACCAACAAUAGAUUAAUUCCCAACUAAUGAUGAUAAUUCAUAAUUUUAAUCAUUAAAUGAUUUAAUUGAAAUAGAAAGUUCACUCUUUAUCUCAUUGGAUGAAAUAAAAAAGGCAAAUUGUGAUCAUAUUGUUUGUUAUGCUGCAAUCACUUGUACUCUUGCAGAUCCAUCUAAUUAAAUGAAUCAAGAGUAUACUAUCAUUCGAACUUCAGGAGCAUUUAAACUUUUUGAAGGUUUUGUUUAUUAAGGAAAAAUUAAAAAAGAUUAAAUUAAAUAUUUUAAAGUUACUGAUGUCAAUGAAGCUACUGGUUUAUAAAUUAUUGUUACUACUUCAGAAAAGAAUUAAAUACUUUUGAUGGCAAGUAUUAAUUAAAUGCCUACUUAAUAAUCUCAUGAUUUUACUUCUAGUUUCAAUUUUGGAGACUAUAUAAUUAUUCCUCCAAAAAAAGAUUCUUUUUAAAUUGUCACAUAUUAGUAUUUAUUUAAUAUUUACAUUAUAUAGUAUUGGUGUUUUGGCUUAUUAAGAAGUAUCCAUAUCAAUAUAAGUUAAAAUGGGACUUUCACGCUUUUAUCAUAUUAAAAUUUAAAAACCAUUUCUUACUACUUUACCUGAAGGCUCUAGAACUUAUUUAACAUUUUUUAAUAGCAUUUUAGGUGAUCUAAGUAUUCUAAUUAGUUCUAAUGUACUAAACCAAUACUUAAGACCAAAAAUACUUAUUAGUACAUAUUAAAUUAAUCAAUUAUCAGAAGUCAUGAAUUCUAUAUAAACAAAGUAUGUUUAAUUAUAUAUUAUUUAGUUAUUAUUGGAAAAUGGAUGAUUAUUAUCUCUAAAUUACAAGUGAUUAAUAGAAUUAUUGUACUAAUUGUUAUUAUAUGAUUUAUUUGGAAAAUAGUUAUUAUGAAAUUUAAUUAACUAUUACAAUUAAUCAACAAGAUUCUCCAAUAUAUUUAUUGGAUAAUGUAGAGUUAAAAAAUUAACUUAAAACUAAUUAGUCUUAGCGCUAUAUUUAUUAUCCAAGAAACAUGAAUGAUUUCUAUAUGAAUGUAACUGUUUUUAAAGGUUAAAUUUAUUUAUUCGAUCAAAAAGAUGGUUCAGAUAUUGAAUAUUCUCAUCAUCUACUUACUCUUAGUGAAUAAGAUGGAUUAUAUGAUUAUUUAAAUAAUUAAUUAGCUAGCCGUGAAGGAAUUCAUGCUAAUCGAAGUUUAUAUAUAAAUCAUGUCAAAGAGAAAAACAAUCUCUCCUAUUAUGAUUUUAAAGUGUUUUCUAAUUUCACAAAUGAAUCAAUCUAUUAAAUUGAAAUUAUAGAUAUAUAUUAAGCUAUUGAAUUAAAAAUAGGGUAACCAUAAAAGUUUAAGAUCACUUCAUAAAAUAAGGUAUAAUUGUACUUUGUUAUCCCUGAAGGGACUAAUGAUUUUAAUGAUAAUUACUAUUCAAUUACAAUUGAAAUUCAUACCUAUUAUAAAUCAUAGAUAUAUAAUUUUAUGCCUGAAUUCACUUUGAAACAGGAUAGAUAUAAUAACCUUGACCUACUCUCCAAUUAUCAUGAUUUCGUUGAUGCUCAAUUAUCUAUUUUACAAGAAUUAGAUAAUUUAAUUUAUAUUUAAAUACCUAGCAUACCAGGACUCUAUUUUCUUACCCUAAAUCCAAAAGAAAUUAAUCAUUUUUCAUACUCUAUUACUUUAGGAAACAAAGAUUAUGACAUAUUAACACCAAAAUCAUAGAGAUUAGUAAAAGCCAAAGUAGGAGAAUAAAAGAUAUGGGAAAUUCAUCUCUAUUAAACCUCUUAGCUUUUUGUGCAAAUUUAAUUAUGUGGUGGAAUCGUCAAUGUAUUUGGAAGUUCCUCCAGAGAUGAGCUCAGUAUGGGAUUUUUUAAAGAUAAAAUUGAACACAUUUAAAAUAAAUAAUUAAUUGGUAUCAUUCCAUCUGUAAUUCCUCAUAUUUAUUAUUUAAAUACUUAAACUAUUAAAAGUACUACAUAAGAUGAUUCUGUUUCAUAUAUAUUGAGACUUGACAUCCUAUAAUAAGAUACUAAUAUACCAAUUGAUCAUUUUUAUCCAGGGGAUGAUGGAGAGUUUAAAAUCUUAAUGAUUUCAAAUGAGUUGCAAUUUUAAUUCUCCCCUAUAUAAUCUUCUGGAAAGUCUAGUUAGGAUUAUUCAUUAGAAAGCAUCACUUAUACUUUUUUAUAUUAAAAGCAAAAAUAAAAUGAUAAUUCAACAUUUGAUAAAUGUAAACCCUACACAAACUACCAAUCACAACAUUAUAAAAAAAUUGAUCAUGAAGCUUAAAAAACAUUAUCUCAAAAAAUUAAAAUAGAAGAACAUGAUAUUGAAAAAUUACUAGCUACAAUUUAAGCUACUGGUAAAAAUAUGUAUUAUAUAUUCUAGUAAAUGUCAAAACCAAUAAUUAUGAGAGAUUAUCAUUAACUUACUAUUAUAAGGUAAAAAUUUUAGAAUCAAAUACUCUAUCUAAUGAUCCCUUGAAAGGGUAUUUUAUUAUAAUACUUGCAGUCUUAUUUUUCUUAUUUUUCAUUUUGGCCAUGAAGUACAGAAAUCUUAGAUUAAUGUAAAUAUUUUAUUAAUUAUAUAGUGCCAAAUUUGAUGCCUAUACAUAAGAGCCUAAAUAAGAAUAUGAACAAUAGAUUGAAAUGAAUUAUUCAAAUUUUAAGUGAUUUGCAG
This is a messenger RNA of Paramecium sonneborni, 5447 nucleotides long. Lineage: Eukaryota; Ciliophora; Oligohymenophorea; Peniculida; Parameciidae. The record is from the annotation of a GenBank genome assembly.